CAUGACAGCCAGCAUCUCCAUGACUCAGGAACAGAGUAUAAAACAUCCUCCAGACAAGUGGAAGACUCAAGAGACUCCAAUGCACGUCGUCACAAUGGAAGGAUUGCACCUAAACAGUGUUUCCAAACUUCACUUUGUAUUCAUCUUCUGGAUUUACACUAUGCAUCUUUGGUAUCAGCCUGGAAUGUCCGUGACAUCAUCUGGAAAAUCGGACUAUUGCCUCAUCCUGCUGAACAGCUGCCUGGUAGAAGCCGACCGCAGCGAGGAGCUAGCAUUCCUCCAACCCUUCCUAGAGAAGUCAUUCAUGAAGAGGUCCUUUCGGAACGGUGUUGGAUCAGGAUUUAAAAAAAAUUCCUUCAGAAGGGCAAAGUCCUAACCAAAUGUUCACAUAAAAGACCCUUGAACAGAGAUAAUUUUUUUCUAUGAAUGCAAAAAACCUAAAAUAAACUUAUAUCUUUUACAGUGAGAAAGCAAUGCGUAAGGGUGCAUUGGUAUGGAGGUAUGGAAACUGUGGCUAUAAUAUUAGGAAAGUGUAGACAUAUCUUCAUAGUGUUCAUGCUUGUAAUACAGAAAAUGUAAAGUCCCUGCAAGACCUGUCAGCAGAAUACGGGCUGCCAAGAAAAUAAGCAGCAGCAGCCUAUCCUCUGGUUACAGGCAGCCAUUGCUUUUAUUGUGGUUCUGAUUUUAUUUAGUCAGUUGCUAUGGUAUUGUAACUGUCCAAACAUAAGCUAAACAUUUAGCCAUUUUUAUUCAUGCCAUUGGAAAGCUUUAGCUUGUCCA
This is a messenger RNA of Hyla sarda, 780 nucleotides long. RefSeq names its product neuropeptide S (gene NPS). The record is from RefSeq and is a predicted model, not a curated record. The transcript is spliced from 3 exons. Gene Ontology annotation, biological process: neuropeptide signaling pathway. The coding region runs from base 2 to 376 and encodes 124 amino acids. Gene Ontology annotation, cellular component: extracellular region. NCBI's taxonomy places the organism in Eukaryota, Metazoa, Chordata, Amphibia, Anura, Hylidae.